AUGUUUAUAGACGAGAAUGAGACACCGGAGUCAUGGUGGGUCUCAGCUGUUCUACAGACGAUCCGCGCGGUAGUCCUCGUUUACGAUAUACUAUCCUUCCCAUUACAUCUAGUUCUCCAGAGGCCAUGGAGGAAACGUGCUAUGUCACGUAGAAUUAAGGCCCGAAUCGUAGAGUCAACUCAAGACAGUGUUACCGUUCGGUCAGUUGCCACAUCGUGUGAUCUACACUUGAGGCUGGUUAGAGACAAUGUUACCACCAUGGAGAGCAUGCUGCGAGCGGCCGCUGCCAGGUGGCAAGACAGAGAUUGUCUUGGCACGAGGACUGUGCUCAGCGAAGAGGACGAACCACAGCCGAAUGGACGCGUCUUUAAAAAGUACAACAUGGGCGACUACGUCUGGCGGUCUCACAGCGAUGUGGAAAGAGAAGCAGGUUGGUUUGCGGCUGGAUUACGGGACCUGGGAUGUCAACCCAAACGGAAUAUUGCCAUGUUUGCGGAGACCCGCGCUGAGUGGAUGAUAGCUGCUCAUGGCUGUUUUAAGCAGAGCAUACCUGUGGUGACAAUUUACGCAACCCUUGGUGACGAAGCUAUUGCUCACGGCAUCAACGAAACCGAAGUUUCCACCGUCAUUACAACCCACGACCUUUUGCCGAAGUUCAAGAAGAUUCUAGCCAAGACUCCCAAAGUGGACACCAUUAUUUUUAUGGAAGACCAGCUGAAGACAACGGAUAGAGAAGGGUUUAAGACUGGUAUCAAGAUUAUUGCGUAUAAGGAAGUGAUUGAAAAAGGAAAACAGGCGAAAAUUGAAUUCAUCGCCCCCUCCCCGUCUGACACCGCCAUCGUCAUGUACACAUCUGGAUCAACUGGCGUGCCAAAAGGCGUGGUUCUUUCUCAUCGUAACAUGGUCGCCACACUCAAGUCAUUCGCGGAUGGAGUGCCAAUCUUUGAUGGUGACAUGCUCAUGGGCUUCUUACCUCUUGCGCAUGUGUUCGAGUUAUUGGCUGAAAGUCUUUGCGUUAUAGCAGGUGUACCAAUCGGAUAUUCGUCACCCCUCACUAUGUUGGACUCAUCAAGCAAAAUCAUGAAAGGCACAAAAGGAGACGCCACAAUCUUACAACCAACUUGCAUCACAACUGUACCUUUAAUAAUGGACCGUAUCAGCAAAGGAAUAACGGACAAAGUCUCGCGAAGCGGGGAAUUCGCCAACGCUUUCUUCAAGUGGGCCUAUUCGUACAAGCAAGGGUGGAUGAAGCGUGGAUACGACACGCCCUUACUUAACAAAGUGGUCUUCAAGAAAAUAAGUCAACUGCUUGGUGGAAAAGUUCGUCUGAUGAUAGGUGGUGGGGCUCCGCUUGCACCGGACACGCACACGCAAGUUCGGUUAUGUCUCUGCUGCGAUGUGAUCGCCGGGUACGGACUCACGGAGACGACGUCUUCCGCUACCAUCAUGGAUAUGCAGGACAGAUCAACUGGUCGUGUCGGUGGUCCCACCACUGGUACAGAUAUUAAGCUAGUCAACUGGGAGGAAGGAAACUACCGAGUCGGAAACAAGCCAUUCCCUCAAGGCGAAAUAGUCAUCGGCGGUGACAGUGUAGCGGAAGGCUACUACAGAAACCCCGAGAAGAGUCGCGAGGAGUUCAUAGAUGUUGGUGGGAAACGUUGGUUCCGAUCUGGAGACAUUGGAGAAUUGCACCAUGACGGCUGUAUCAAAAUCAUAGACCGUAAAAAGGAUUUAGUGAAGCUACAAGCAGGCGAGUACGUGUCACUGGGCAAAGUGGAAGCUGAACUUAAGACCUGCCCGAUAGUUGAGAACAUCUGUGUCUACGGUGACAGCUCAAAAAUGUACACCGUUGCGUUGCUCGUCCCUAAUCCGAGGCACUUGGCGGAACUAGCGGCGAGGAUCGGCCUGCCAGAGAUGGACUUUGAUCAGCUUUGUCAAAACAAUGAGGUGGAGAAGGCCGUUGUUAAGGAGCUGGCUGAUCACGCGAGGAAAUGCGGCUUAGAGAAAUUCGAAGUGCCGGCAGCAGUGAAACUUUGCACAGAGGUUUGGUCGCCUGAUAUGGGAUUGGUGACAGCCGCGUUCAAAAUCAAGCGAAAAGACAUCCAGGAACGCUACAAGGAAGACAUUAAACGCAUGUAUGCUUCAUGA
Messenger RNA from Leptosia nina, 2148 nucleotides. NCBI's taxonomy places the organism in Eukaryota, Metazoa, Arthropoda, Insecta, Lepidoptera, Pieridae. The record is from the annotation of a GenBank genome assembly.